AUCGACGCAUUUAAUCUUAUCUUGCCAAAAGAAAAAAUUCAUAAUUUUUGAGGCUAUGUUUAGGUACAGCGUACAGAUAAUUUUGCCUUUGCUUGAGAUUGGUUGAUCAUCUAUUAUCUGAAAACAUACUUCGUAUUCAUUAAAUUUUCUUUUGAGAAGAAAAUGUCGGUUCAAACAAUCACUAGACAAGUGCUAAGAGCUAAGAAAGCAUUCCGAAUUUCAUAUUCAUCCAAGGCAAGUACAGCAGAAUACGAUUGGAGAGACCCAUUAAAUCUAGAAUCGUUAUUGACAGAGGAAGAAAUUGCUAUUCGAGAUACAUUCCGCAGUUACUGUACUAAGACACUUUUGCCGCGUGUAACACUCGCUAAUCGAAAUGAAAUUUUCCACAAGGAGAUAAUGACGGAGUUGGGUGAGCUGGGCGCCUUAGGUUGCACUUUAAAAGGUUAUGGAUGUGUCGGAGUUUCAAAUGUUGCUUACGGUCUGCUCACUCGGGAAAUAGAGCGUAUUGAUUCUGCAUAUCGAUCAGCUUUAAGUGUUCAAAGUUCGUUGACUAUGGGUGCUAUUUACGAUUUUGGUAGCGAUGAGCAGAAAGAGAAAUAUUUACCCAGAAUGGCGAAAGGCGAACUGAUCGGAUGCUUUGGCCUAACUGAACCAAAUCAUGGAAGUGAUCCAGCUGGAAUGGAAACUCGGGCAAAAUAUGACAGUCAGGCUAAGUGUUAUAUUCUAAAUGGAAGCAAAACUUGGAUUACGAACUCCCCUUUGGCAGAUAUUGCUAUUAUUUGGGCAAAAUGCGAAGAUCAAAAACUGCGCGGCUUCAUUGUGGAGCGAGAACAAUCAAUAAAAGGAUUGUCUACGCCCAAAAUUGAAGGAAAGUUUUCACUUCGAGCGUCUACAACUGGAAUGGUGCUUAUGGAUGAUCUUGCAGUUCCAGAGGAAAAUAUUUUACCCAAUGUUAGUGGCUUCAGAGGACCAUUCACCUGUCUAAACAAUGCUCGUUUUGGCAUUGCCUGGGGAGCAUUAGGAGCUGCUGAAUCUUGCCUUGAAAUUGCUAGACAAUACACUCUGGACAGAAAUCAGUUUAAAAGACCUUUGGCCGCGAACCAAUUGAUGCAAAAGAAAAUGGCAGAUAUGUCGACGGAAAUAGCAUUGGGAUUGUUGGCUUGCUUACAAGCAGGCCGUUUGAAGGAUAAGCACUUACACACUCCGGAAAUGAUAUCAAUGUUGAAGAGAAAUAAUUCUGGAAAAGCGCUGGAUAUAGCACGUGUGGCAAGGGAUAUGCUGGGUGGCAACGGUAUUUGUGAUGAAUAUCACAUUAUAAGACAUGUCAUGAACUUAGAGGCCGUUAACACGUACGAAGGUACUCACGACAUACAUGCCUUGAUUUUGGGACGUGCAAUAACUGGAAUUGGUGCGUUUGCAUAAUGAAAAAAAGGAAUUUUCAUAACUAAUAAUGCAAACAUUUGCAAAGUGUAUAAGGUCAUUGGUUAUAUUAUAAUAAUGAACAAAUUUUGCACAGAAUUUUAAACUAAAUUUCCAAAUCUAUAGGCUAAAAAUCUUAAACAACGUUUAAGCCUGGUACGCUGUUCGAGAUAAGUUUUAGCUCCCAUUCAAAUUAUCGAAAAAUUUUAUCCGAGCUAAAGUGUAUCCCAUACAUAUUAUCGAUAACUUGUAUGGGAAUUUUAUCUCGGCUAAAAUUUAGCGCGAACAGCGUACCAGGCUUGAAACAAGAAAAUAGAACAAGGACAAAAAAAAACUUAAGAGAGCAGAAGAAAACAAAACGGCCACUCCCAAGUAACGAGGAGCACACAUUGACGCUUGUUUCCAGUUUAUUUCGGUGGAGAAUCAAUUUAUUUGUUGAUGAAGUUUCACAAAAAAUAAAUUAAACAUAGUCAAGUUAUUCCCAAAUAAAGACUGUCUUGUCUGUGAAUAACUUAGCUACGUUUAAUUAGUUUUUCGUGAAACUUCUACAUCAACUUUAUCAUGAGUCCUUAAGACUCACCAAGUUAAAAAAUAGCGUAAAAAUGACCGCUAAGUUACUUUGGAAUGGCUUUUCACAAUGUAAUUGGCUUUGUUUUACAGCUAACUACAUCAACUUCAACAGCGACUUUAAAAAUCAGUAGUAUUUCAGAAAUAUUUUUUAUUUUAAAGUAAAAAUGUUCUAAAAAUAAACAAUGUGCCGCAUUCCUUUAUGUUUAAGUUCGUUGAUGUAGCAGACUUAAUUAGUUUGCUUUUACAGGCUUCUGUUUUGACUCAAAACAAAGUACAGAAAAUCCUUUUUCUAAACAGAAAUUUUUUUACUUUUCUUCUCGAAACAGUCGAGAACAACGUUAUUGACCAAAUCUGUUAUCUUAUCCUUGCCUUUUGGAAAUUUAUUUAAAAUCCCGUCUUUUACCCUUAUAACUAUUUAAUUAAAGUGCAUUUAUAACUCAGAGCUGAAAAAAAAAAUAAUACAUUAUUUUCUUACAAUUUAUUGAUUAAUGUUUUUUUUUGUUAAAAUAAAGUUGAAAUACAUAUUUUUAAAAUGUAAGCGGUGCCACUGUUCUGUAUUUUGAAUGGCUACCUAUAAGAUCUAUUUUAUCCUAUCGAAACUAAAGUAAUUUCGUUCAAAAUAAGAUAUUCUUAUUUCUUACUUUUGAAAUUGGAAAGAAAUUUUGCUUUUUUUAUUGAAGAAAAUGGUUUUUAUAGACAUUUAAAAAUGUUUAUCUUUAGUGAUAAAGUUAUAGAACAGUGGUACAGUUAUAGUAUUAAAUACAUAGUAUUAUACAGUUAUAGCACAUAACUUGCAGUAUUAAAAAUCUCCGAACAGCUCCGAUUUUAA
This is a messenger RNA of Episyrphus balteatus (marmalade hoverfly), 2818 nucleotides long. Its product is annotated as glutaryl-CoA dehydrogenase, mitochondrial-like. The transcript has a single exon. Gene Ontology annotation, biological process: fatty acid beta-oxidation using acyl-CoA dehydrogenase; fatty-acyl-CoA biosynthetic process. The record is from RefSeq and is a predicted model, not a curated record. Gene Ontology annotation, cellular component: mitochondrial inner membrane. Bases 163 to 1422 code for a protein of 419 amino acids. Gene Ontology annotation, molecular function: flavin adenine dinucleotide binding; fatty-acyl-CoA binding; glutaryl-CoA dehydrogenase activity. Lineage: Eukaryota; Metazoa; Arthropoda; Insecta; Diptera; Syrphidae.